AUGGGGAUGUUGAUGAUGAUGGUGAUGAUGGUGAUGGUGAUGACAAUGAUGAAGAUGGGGAUGGUGAUGGUGGUGAAGAUGAUGGUGGUGAAGAUGAUGGUGGUGAAGAUGGUGAUGGUGAAGAUGGUGAUGGUGAAGAUGGUGAUGAUGGCAAUGGUGAUGACCACAAUGAUGGUGAUGGGGAUGAUGACGGUGGUGAUGACGAUGGUGAUGACGGUGAUGGGGAUGGAUGGCCACGAUGGCAAUGACGGUGACAAUGGUGCCGAUGGUGACAACGGUGGUGCCGGCGCGGCGUCUGGGCAGGCCUGGGAGCGGCUGGAGAAGGCGGAGCACGAGCGGGAGCUGGCGUUGCGCACGGAGCUGAUCCGGCAGGAGAAGUUGGAGCAGUUGGCGGCGCGGUUCGACCGCAAAGCCGCCAUGAGGGAGACGUGGUUGAGCGAGAACCAGCGCCUCGUCUCCCAGGACAAUUUUGGGGCGGACAUGUCGGCGGUGGAGGCGGCGGUGCGUAAACACGAGGCCAUCGAGACGGACAUCGUGGCGUACAGCGAGCGGGUGCAGGCGGGACUUCCCCAAACCUCCUCAGUGACCAUCCCGGGGUUGGGGGGUGGUGGUGGGGAUUUCCUCGCAGGCUACCAACCCUGCGAGCCGGCCGCCGUGCGCCAACGCGUGGCCACGUUGGAGCUACGUUACCGGGAGCUGGUGGACCUGGCGGGACAGCGUCGAGCUCGGCUGGAGGAAUCGCGGCGGCUCUGGAAAUUCUUUUGGGACACGGGGGAGGAGGAAGCUUGGAUGCGGGAGCAGGAACGUCUCCUCUCCUCCGAGGACGUGGGACGGGAUCUCACCAGUUCCCUGCGCCUUCUGAGCCAACACGACGCCUUCCGCGGCGAGCUGAGCGGGCGCGCGGGGCCGCUGGAGCAAGCGCUAGCCCGAGGGCGGAAUUUGGUAGCCGAGGGUGGGUUGGGGGCAAGCGAAGUAGCCCAAAGGGUGCGGGAGAUGGAAGGACGUUGGCGCGCCUUGGCCGAGCUGGCGGCUCAACGCGAGCGACGCCUGCGGGAAGCCGCCGGGUUCUUCCAGUUCCAGGCGGAGGCGGCGGACACGGAGGUCUGGUUGGAGGACGCCAUGAGGUUGGCGUCCAGCCCCGAGUUGGGCCACGACGAAUAUUCCACCCGUAGCCUGGCCCGGCAGCACCGGGAGGUACAAGAGGAGGUACGGAGUCACCGUCCCACCAUCGACGCUUUGCACGAACAAGCCGGUGCUCUACCGCCGGCUUUCGCCGACGCUCCCGACGUGACCGGUCGGUUGCCGGAGUUGGAGAGACGUUACCAAGAGUUGGCGGCGCGAGCGGAACGGCGUCGGCAGGACCUGCAGGACGCCCUCAGCCUCUACACCAUGCGCAGCGAAGCGGACGCCUGCGGGUUGUGGGUGGGCGAGAAGGAGCAGUGGUUGCACGCCAUGGACGUCCCCGAGAAGCUGGAGGACCUGGAGGUGGUGCAGCAACGCUUCGAGACGUUGGAACCGGAGAUGAACAACCUGGCGUCCCGCGUGGCCGCCGUCAACCGCAUCGCCGACCAGCUGCUGGCCACCGACCAGCGCAACCAGGAGAGCAUCCGGGCCACCCGCGAGCAGCUCAACGCCAGGUGGGAUCGGUUCCGGGCUCUGGCCGACCAGAAGAAGGAGGCGUUGACGUCGGCCCUGAACAUCCAGAACUACCACCUGGAAUGCAACGAGACCACGUCCUGGAUGCGGGAGAAGACGAAGGUCAUCGAGUCGACGCAGGGUUUGGGCAACGACUUGGCCGGCGUCAUGGCCUUGCAGCGCAAGCUCUCGGGCAUGGAGCGCGACCUGGAAGCCAUCCAGGGCAAAGUACGGGAUUUACGAGCCGAAGCGGAGAAGUUGGCGGCCGAACACCCGGAACAAGAACCGGCUAUCUUCGGCCGGUUGUCGGCCAUCGAGACGGUGUGGGAGGAGUUGCGCCGUAGCUUGCGGCGAAGGGAGGAGUCGUUGGGGGAGGCCAGCAAGCUGCAGGGCUUCUUGAGGGACCUGGCCGCCUUCCAGGCGUGGCUAUCCCGCACCCAAACGGCCGUGGCCUCCGAGGACGUACCGGCCACCUUGGCCGAAGCCGAAAGGUUGUUGAGUCAACACGAAAGCAUCCGUAAGGAGAUCGCUCACUACGGCGACGACUACCGCAGCACCAGAGCCGUGGGGCGGGAGGUGACGCAAGGACAGACGGACGCCCAGCACGUCUUUCUCCAUCAGCGCCUGGAAGCUCUGGACACGGGUUGGGAAGAGCUGGGGAGGAUGUGGGAGAACCGGCACCACCUCCUCUCCCAAGCUUUCGCCUUCCAGGUCUUCCUCCGAGACUCCAAGCAGGUCGAGGGUGUCCUCAGCACUCAG
Molecule: messenger RNA, 2394 nt
Organism: Charadrius vociferus (killdeer)
Lineage: Eukaryota; Metazoa; Chordata; Aves; Charadriiformes; Charadriidae
Product: spectrin beta chain, non-erythrocytic 1-like
Exons: 5
Biological process (GO): actin cytoskeleton organization
Cellular component (GO): cell projection; plasma membrane; cortical actin cytoskeleton
Molecular function (GO): actin filament binding
Source: RefSeq, a predicted model, not a curated record